Gavialis gangeticus (Gharial) is the source of this 3765-nucleotide messenger RNA. It is a transcript of the gene NETO1, whose product is annotated as neuropilin and tolloid like 1. Bases 612 to 2267 code for a protein of 551 amino acids. The record is from RefSeq and is a predicted model, not a curated record. NCBI's taxonomy places the organism in Eukaryota, Metazoa, Chordata, Crocodylia, Gavialidae. The transcript is spliced from 10 exons. Gene Ontology annotation, molecular function: protein binding.
UUCCCCACCCCUCCAGAAGAGCAAGCCGAGGGAGCUGAUGACGGACCCAUUAAUCCCUUCUUCGAUGCAUCAAAAGACCCCAAAGGGCUGGACAGCGCCGGGUUCGCCAUCCUCCAGGAGAUGCUUCGCUCUGCUCUUGGUCUUGGAUGAAACUGGUGAUUAGGGGGGUUGUCAGAGCCACCCCCCUCCCCCCCCAGCUGCUGCUCCUGCUGCUGCUGCCUCCUCUUCCCCUGCACCUGGAUGUGCCGUUUGCCGGGGGCUUGCUCCGCGAUCUCCGUCUGUCCGUCCGUCCGUCUCCGCCAGCCAUGCAGCCUCCCCGCCGGGCUCCAGGGUCGCCGCGGCCGCUGUGAUCCAAAGAUUCCGGGGGUGCUGCUGAGAGCCCCGGCGUGAUGUGACUGCGAUGGUGCUGGGAAUUAUCUGAAGGCGGCGAGAGAGGCAGAGCUGAUCCACUUGUGUGUGCGCGCGCCUGUGUGUGGUCUCCAGUGGGGUUUGCUUUUUUUUUUUUCCCCCUCUUUUCUUUUCUUCUACUCCAUCCUCUGCCCACCACUGGAAGUCCUCCCGUCUCUAAAUGGAAUUAGUGGAGAUCGAAGCCCCUUGUGUAAGGAACAGACAUGGUCCAUGGGCGCAGUUUGUUUCACAUUGUAGCAAGUCUAAUCAUCCUACAUUUGUCUGGGGCGACAAAAAAAGGAACAGAAAAGCAGGCCACUUUAGAAGGGCAGAAAACAGUGCAGUGUGGAACUUGGACAAAAUAUGCAGAAGGAGGCAUCUUCACUUCUCCCAAUUAUCCCAACAAAUAUCCUCCUGACAGAGAGUGCAUCUACAUUAUAGAAGCUGCUCCUAGACAAUGUAUUGAGCUAAAUUUUGAUGAAAAAUAUUCCAUAGAGCCUUCUUGGGAGUGCAAGUUUGAUCAUAUUGAAGUAAGAGAUGGACCUUUUGGCUUUUCCCCAAUUAUUGGACGUUUUUGUGGACAGCAAAAUCCACCUAUGAUAAAAUCCAGUGGCAGAUUUCUAUGGAUUAAAUUUUUUGCUGAUGGUGAGCUGGAAUCAAUGGGAUUUUCUGCUCGAUAUAAUUUCACACCUGAUCCUGACUUUAAGGACCUCGGAGUUUUGAAACCAUUGCCAGAUUUCAUUUUUCUGGUAUUUUGUUAUUCAGUUUGUGAGUUUGAGAUGGGAGGACCUGAAGGAAUUGUGGAAUCUGUGCAAAUUGCAAAGGAAGGAAAAGCUUCUGAAACGGAGGCAGUAGACUGUAAAUGGUACAUCCGAGCACCACCGCGAUCCAAGAUAUAUUUACGAUUCCUGGACUAUGAAAUGCAGAAUUCUAAUGAAUGCAAAAGGAAUUUUGUGGCUGUCUAUGAUGGAAGUAGCUCUGUAGAAGAUUUAAAAGCUAAGUUUUGUAGCACUGUUGCUAACGAUGUGAUGCUGCGUACUGGUCUUGGGGUAAUUCGCAUGUGGGCAGAUGAAGGCAGUCGACACAGCCGAUUCCAGAUGCUCUUCACAUCUUUCCAAGAACCUCCCUGUGAAUCCAACGCAUUCUUUUGCCAUAGUAAUAUGUGUAUUAAUAACACAUUGGUGUGCAAUGGACUUCAGAACUGUGUGUAUCCUUGGGAUGAAAACCACUGUAAAGAAAAAAGAAAAGCUAACCUAUUGGAUCAACUUACCAAUACCAGUGGCACUAUAAUUGGGGUGACCUCUUGCAUUGUGAUCAUCCUCAUUAUUAUCUCUGUUAUAGUACAGAUCAAACAGCCUCGUAAAAAAUUUGUCCAAAGGAAAACAGACUUUGAUCAAACAGUAUUCCAGGAGGUGUUUGAGCCUCCUCAUUAUGAGUUAUGCACUCUUAGAGGGACAGGGCCUACAGCUGACCUUGCUGAUGUUGCAGAUGACUUUGAAAAUUAUCAUAAACUGCGGAGAUCAUCUUCAAAAUGCAUUCAUGACCAUCACUGUGGAUCACAGUUGUCUAGCACUAAGGGAAGCCGUAGUAACCUCAGCACAAGAGAUGCUUCUAUCUUGACAGAAAUACAACCCCAGCCUGUAAAGCCUCUCAUCCAGCCCAUGAACAGGAGAAAUAUCCUUGUUAUGAAGCAUAGCUACUCACAAGAUGCUGCAGAUGCGUGUGAGAUAGAUGAAAUUGAAGAGGUACCAACUACAAGUCACAGGCUGUCCAGACAUGAUAAAGCUGUCCAGCGACUGCUUGAGAAUAGUGCGCUCCUGGGUGAUUUUGAACAUGCUACAAUGAAAUGUGAAACUAUCGACCAUGGAAACACCAGCUAGAGGUUUUAUGGACAUUCGACCAGCUAUUCUCAUAUCAUGAUAAAAUUCAGCAAACAGUAUUGAGUAAAUUUAAUAGAUGGCAAUAAGACUAUGGUUAUUAUUAUUAGUCUUUCCCCAUCUUUUCACGUGCUCUCCUUCUCCUUCUUCUCCUUCUCCUUCCCGUUCUCCUUCUCUGUGUCUCUUUUCUCUACCUGCUCUUUUAGUUACAAUAUAAGAUACCCAAUUUUGAAUUUCAGGAAUAAUUUAUUGAAAUCAGGUAUUUAGCCAUUCAUCAUCACUUCAACAGAAAUGGUUUUGGGAUAAGCAUCUAGCAAUAUGACUGAAUUUGACACUGAGAAAAUAAUCUGCAUGUAUGUUACUGAAUAUUUGAGUUGGCAAAAAAUCCCUUUUAUUAGAUACAUUGUAAAAAGCAUGCAUUCACAAUUACUGCUGUUGUUGUUCCAUUUUUUGUGUCAUAUGCUUGCUACUUGUAACUUUUUAUAUAAAGGUACAUAAAACAAUGUAUAAUGAUUUCUUACCUUGAGUUUUAAGGUAAUGUUUCCAUUUCCUUAAUCAAAACCCAAUGGAAAUUGACCAAGUCUGUUUUGUGUACUUAGCAAUGUUUAAUUUUUAGAAACUAAAGAUCAAGGCUAGCAAAUCACAUCUCUAAAAUCAUCCCCUUCUCUCUCUCCCCAACCAGCCAAUCAAUCAGGCAAACCAAGAAAACACAUCUUAUUUAAAUAAUUUUCAGUAGGUUAAAAUGUUUGCACAGCAAAUAAAGAUUUUCACCUGUAGGUUUAAUUAAAUUGAAUUAAAGGAUAAAAACAUGGGGGAAAAGAAAUCAUUGAUUCUGUCCUCCUAACUGAAAUGUAACUUCCACUGCCUUCAAGAGUGUUUCCCAGAAUUUGCACUUUUAAGAAGUAUAAGAUCAGACCUUUGUUGGUUAUAUUAAAUUUAUAGCUCGAGACUAAUUCUGGAGAUAUAUGGCUUACCACUGCAUAUAUAGUAAUACCAGCUGCAAUUCAUGAAUGAAGAUGCAUGUUGAUAUGUAAUUAAUAUUAAAACUGAUCCUUAAUGAUUAAAUUCAGUAAAAAAAAUAAUACAGUAUGUGAAUAAAUUCUAAAUGAUCCAGAAGAGUAUAUAACAAAAUUAAAAUAUAUAUGUAGUUUCUUUGGUACCUCCAUGGCCCAAUGCAAGAUCUGUAGUUUAGUUUACCCCAUUUGACUUUUGCCUGACUAAAGAUCAUAAGAGUUGGUCAUGUGUUGUUUCACACAGAAUUAUUGCAAAAGUUUGACAUAGUUUUCAACCUGGGCAGGUGGUAGGGAGGGAAAGAAGCUAAAAGCAUUUCACCAAGCUCUGAAUAAGAUCUCUUUCUGAAAAGGAACAGACCUAUCUACUUGUGUUACAUUUACUUUUUUAUUCUAAAAAUAACCUGAUAAGAAAAUGUGGCUCAAAUCUCAUACUGCUAAAGAAUGGUACAAAAAAAUCAAAGUUUAAAAUGAAAGUAUAUUUGUCAAAU